Messenger RNA from Fusarium fujikuroi IMI 58289, 1152 nucleotides. Its product is annotated as related to RTM1 protein. Lineage: Eukaryota; Fungi; Ascomycota; Sordariomycetes; Hypocreales; Nectriaceae. The transcript has 3 exons. The record is from RefSeq and is a predicted model, not a curated record. Gene Ontology annotation, cellular component: membrane. The coding region runs from base 1 to 1152 and encodes 383 amino acids.
AUGGCAGCAGUCGAGCUGUACCAUUAUCAUCCUUCUUUUAUUCUCUCUCUAGUUUCUCUCGGUUUAUUCUCUGCUUCAACGGUGGUGUGUGUGUUGCAGAUGAUACGAUGUAGGACUUGGUUCUUUAUUCCGUUCAUUUUGGGCUGUGCUGUCGAGGCUACUGGUUAUGCUUUUCGUGCUGCAUCAGCUUCUGAAUCACCAGACUGGACUUUCGUUCCUUAUGCUAUUCAGACCUUUGCCUUUCUUUUGGGUCCAAAUUUGAUUACUGCGAGUAUCUAUAUGAUUCUUAGCAAAAUAAUCAUUGCUCUGGAUGCAGAGAUUUAUGCACUCGUUCCGGUCAAAGUAAUCCCCAAGGUCUUCAUCUCUGGUGACACGAUCGCUUUGGCAGCACAAUUCACAGGUGCUGGCAUAUUAGUCAACGCUACUUCAAUUGCUCAGCAAAAAACAGCCCAGCUUAUAAUUAUCGGCGGUCUAGCUUUCCAGGUCUAUUUCUUCGGCUUCUUCACAUCGGUCUUGCACAUUGUGCACAGCCGCGUUAUCGAUAACCCAUCUCGCAAAAGCACCAAUCUGACCAUGCCUUGGAAACGCUGGAUCAUCGUUCUUUACAUCGCCUGUGGACUUGUAAUCGCUCGGUCAGUCUAUCGAGUACUGGAGUAUGCCACUGGUCCCCUCGGCAUUCUUCAAGCAACGGAGAUCUACUUCUACAUCUUCGACGCAGGAUUCAUCUUCCUCGCUACACUUCUUCUUAACAUAUUCCACCCGAGACAACUAUCUACAGUUUCUACAGAUGACCUGGAAGAUACAGAUGUCGAAACUGUCCCCGACACUCCUUCAAAGCCCCCUCCUCAGUAUCAGCCGCCUCGGACUCCUCCGAAAUACCUGCAACCACCGCCAUAUCUUCCGUCUUAUGCAAAUCUUAGGAAUCGCGGAUCUUAUUAUCAUUACCCUCAGUCCCCUUACAGAACUCAGUCAUAUAUACAGUAUCCACCUCCUCUGCACUACUACCAGCAGAGAAGACCUCCUACGCUAGCUCAUCAUCGUCCACGGACUAACAGAACUUACAAGAGCUUCAAUACUUCAUUGAGCUCUUCUUCUAGUUUUGUCAGUAUAUACAAUCCUAAGACCGGCCAGUAUGAGCCGUUCAGGCGGUAG